UUUUGGUUGGUUUGUUUGUUAAUUAGCUGUGCAAAAACAGCAUCCCCUUGUACGCAGCUGCCACUACAAUUCCUCCAGAUUGGCCGGAAGCGUUCCUUCUUCUCUCCUAAGUGACAUAAUUAACCAAAGAAGGCGCAGAAAACAAGUGAACAUAUUAGGCCAAAAUGGCCUCAGCUGCUGUUGACCACGUGAUUGGACUAAUAGUGUCUACUGUUCAGAAUGAAGCAACAUUAUCAGUAGGCAUCAACGAUGAGCUUGACGAAAUUAGGAGAGAACUAGUAAGCAUGAAAUCCUUUCUACAUGAUGCUGAGAGAAAGCAAGUCAUGUCAGAAGUAAUGAAGACAUGGGUUGCAGAUGUGAGGGACAUUGCACACCAAAUUGAAGACCUCAUUGAUGAGUACAUGUAUUACGUGUAUCGACAACAAUAUUUCACAAAACUCCAUCGAAUUUUUCGCACUCCAAAAACUCUUUUGGAGACUCGUCAAAUUGCCUCUAAGCUGCAACAGAUCAAUAAAACCAUCAAAGGGAUGGAUGAGAGGAGACAGAGAUAUGGUAUUGAUCGUAUAGAAGGCUCCAAUGACCACUACAAUUUUCCAUUGUACCAAAGGGAUUUAGCACUUUUUAUGAAAGAAGAUGAUGUUGUAGGGUUUGUAGAUGAAAGUCGGUUGUUGAAAACAUGGUUAAUGGAUAAAGAAGAACAUCGAACUCUCAUUUCAAUGGUUGGAAUGGGGGGUGAUGAAACUGUGAAAUCCUAUUUUGAAUGUUGUGCAUGGAUUACUGUCUCUCAGACAUAUACGAGAGAUGAUUUACUCAGAAGUUUAAUCAAAGAAUUCCACCAGUCAAGGAAGGAAGAAGUUCCUGAUGAUUUGGGAACAAAGGACUUUAAAGACCUCGUAGGCAUUCUUAUUGGGUACUUGGAGCAGAAAAAAUACCUAGUUGUCUUGGAUGAUGUGUGGGAUAUAAAUUUAUGGGAGGCAAUAAAGGUAUCACUUCCAAAUAAUCAGUUCGGAAGUCGGAUAAUGCUUACAACUCGAAAAGAAGAUGUGGGAUCUUAUUCUUCUGAUGUUAGAAGUUACAUUCUCACUAUUAAACCGCUGAAGGAGAAAGAAGCUUGGGAUCUCUUUUGCAUGAAAGCAUUCUCAAGUUAUCCUGAUAAAUCUUGUCCAAGAGAACUUGAACCUUUGGCAUUAGAACUGGUGAGAAAAUGUAAAGGCCUACCUCUUGCAGUUGCGGCUUUGGGUGGUCUCAUGUCUUCCAAAAAGUCAAUAACAGAAUGGAGUAGUGUUUGUGACAACUUGAACUGGCAGCUAAAUAAUAAUCAGAUGUUGGAAGUAGUCAAGAGCAUUUUGUUGCUUAGUUUCAGUGACUUGCCAUCCCCACUUAAGCAUUGUUUCCUCUAUUGUUGCCUUUUUCCAGAAGACUAUGAAAUUAGACGUAAAAGGCUCAUUAAACUAUGGAUAGCGGAAGGAUUUGUUCAGCAAGUUGACAGGACUGCACCAAAAGAAGUGGCAGAAAGCUAUCUCAUGGAACUCAUAUUUCGAAGCAUGCUUCAAGUUGUCUCGCCAAAUGAAUUUGCGAGACCAAAACGUUGCAAGAUGCAUGAUCUUUUGCGUGAGAUUGGUCUAUCAAUAUCAGAGAAAGAGAAGUUUGGUGUUGUAUAUGAUGGAAAAGUUGAGAUUGGAGAAUGCGAAUCUCAUCAAGCUCGCCGCUUGUCUAUUCAAACAACUAAAGGGGAUCUUCAAUCAUAUGGUAGUAUGACACAACUUCGUUCACUGUUUGUGUUUGUGAAUGGUUCUGUGUCUUUCUCAGAUAAAUUGCUAUCAAAAUUCAAAUUAUUAAGAGCUCUGGAUUUGGAAAAUGCCGCAAUUGAUAUAUUGCCAGACGUGGUGGGGACUCUAUUCAACUUAAGGUACUUGAACCUGAGAGGGACUCCAGUAGCAGAGCUUCCAAAAUCUGUUGGAAAACUUCGAAACCUUGAGAUGUUGAACAUUCGUAAUACAAAUAUAAAAGAACUUCCGAGUGAAGCAGUUGAGUUGCAGAACUUGCGCCUUCUAAAAAUGUGUAGUGACUGGAUUGGAGACAUCCAUAAUUUUGAAUUUGCCACGGGGGUGAAAGUACCAUUUGAAAUUAGCAAAUUGAGGAAAUUGCAAGCCGUGGCACACAUUAAAGCUGAAGGGGAAAUAGUAAGGCAACUUGGGAAUAUGACCCAGCUAAACAAAAUGGGCAUUGUAAAUUUGAAAGAAGCAGAUGAACAGAACAUGUGCUCUUCAAUCCAGAACUUGAAACUACUAAACUACUUGUGUCUGAUGGUGAAUAAUGAAGCGGAGUUCCUUCGAGUGAAAGCAUUGAAAACACCCCCACCCCAACUUCAGAAGCUUCUUUUGCUUGGAAAACUAGAGAGGGUACCGCAUUGGUUUUGCUCACUUCAAAACCUAACAUAUUUUUGGUUGCAUUGGUCUAGAUUGAGGGAAGAUCCACUCCCUCACAUUGCAGCACUGCCCAAAUUGGGACAGCUUGUUCUAGUUAAUUCCUUUGUUAAAGAAUAUCUACAUUUCUGCAAUGGCUUUGCUAUGCUUAAAAUGUUAUCUUUGGUUAAUUUCCCUCAAUUGACAGGAAUAAAUAUAGAGAAAGGGAUUAUGCCUCAUAUCCAUGAAUUGGUUAUCGAUUCCUGCUUGGCGUUAAAUGCUGUGCCUCAGGGUAUUGAAUUCCUAACCAAUCUUCAAUCUCUGGUUUUGGCAAACUGUUCUUCAAGUCUUAUAGGACGUGUAAAUGAUGUGGAAAGCAAAGAUCGUUCAAAGGUGCAGCACAUCCCAAAUAUCAAGUGUUUUGAGCAUAGAGCAAAAUUUCUACAAAAUUAGCUUCAGGUUGACACUGUUUGAAGGAUUCCGUAUGGGUUUUUUCUUCUCCAAUAAAUUCAGCCCACUACUAAAGAAAGAAUGAGUAUAUUUAUAUUCAUGAAUGUUUCUAGUAUAAUAAAUUAAAUAAAGCAUUGUAUAAUUAGUAGA
This is a messenger RNA of Hevea brasiliensis (rubber tree), 3005 nucleotides long. Its product is annotated as disease resistance protein RPM1. Gene Ontology annotation, molecular function: ADP binding. The record is from RefSeq and is a predicted model, not a curated record. Gene Ontology annotation, biological process: defense response to other organism. NCBI's taxonomy places the organism in Eukaryota, Viridiplantae, Streptophyta, Magnoliopsida, Malpighiales, Euphorbiaceae.